Brassica rapa (field mustard) is the source of this 2615-nucleotide messenger RNA. Its product is annotated as protein NRT1/ PTR FAMILY 2.3. Gene Ontology annotation, cellular component: membrane. NCBI's taxonomy places the organism in Eukaryota, Viridiplantae, Streptophyta, Magnoliopsida, Brassicales, Brassicaceae. Gene Ontology annotation, biological process: transmembrane transport; oligopeptide transport. Gene Ontology annotation, molecular function: transmembrane transporter activity. The record is from RefSeq and is a predicted model, not a curated record.
UAUAAAUACAAUUAUAGUCAUGAUCAUGUUAAAAUACAAUUAUUAUACUUAAAUAAAUAUGAUAAAUGUAUAUUCAAUUGAUAAAUUUAUAAAUUUUAUUUUCAUAAAUAUAAAUUAUUUAUUUUAAAAAUAUAAUAUGAUGAUAAAACAGCUUAAAAUGAGCAAACCAUAUAAUACAUGUCAAAAAAUAAACAUAUCUUGGACUUUUGUAUAUACAAUAAUAUAUUAUUUAAAAUGAAUAAGCAUAAAAUAUUAGUAAAAGGAAAUACAACUUUGAAACACGGGCCAGAAUUUAGUAUAAAUUAAAUACAAAAUAAUUUUCAAAUAUAUUUUCUCAUGAAUAUAUUAUUAAUUUGCUUAAUAACUAAAUGCAAAUGCAAUAAGAUAAAUAUAUAAUAAAAACGAAAAUACAUACGGUUUUAAACAAUUGAUUAAUUAUAACAUGUAAAUUAUAAAAUUAUUGUAUUUGAAAUAUUUAUAUAAACAUUUAAAUAUAUAAUUAACAUUAAAAAUAUAUACCACUGAUGUUUAAAAACAAUAAUUUAUGUAUAGAAAAUUGAAAACAAACAUCUGCAUGGUUUCGCGGAUCAAAAUCUAGUUGGAACUAAGACAAACGGACUUGAACACUAUAUGUCGUGAGUCUCGUGUCUUUGUAAUUAUAUUGGUUAGUUUAUACAAAGACUAUUCGAAGUGGAUUCUGAUGACCAUUAAAGAUCAGACAAAUCCUUUUUGGGCUGGUUCACAGAUCUGAUUUCAGAAUAGAACAUAAUUUCGGAUGAUACAGAAGCGCAGUACGCUGGAGAUACAAGCAGCAAGCGCGGUGGCUGGAUAACUUUACCGUUCAUGAUGGCUACAUUGUUAGGUAUGUCCAUAACUUCUUUCGGAUGGGUACUGAACUUGAUCGUCUUCUUGAUCGAGGAAUUCAACAUCAAGAACAUCGCUGCUGCUCAGAUUUCAAACAUUGUCAAUGGAUGCCUCAGCAUGCUGCCACUUGUAGCAGCCAUUUUAGCUGAUUCUUUCUUUGGAAACAUUGUCGUCAUCUCGGCUUCUACUUUUAUCUCGCUGACUGGCAUUCUUCUCCUGACGCUGAUCGCAUAUUUGGACUUAUUGAAACCUAGACCGUGUGAAACCGGAUCAAAUCUAUGUCAGUCUCCAUCGGAACUCCAGCUUGGGAUCUUGUAUACAGCCUUAGUUCUAGUAACCAGUGGAGCAGGUGGGACACGGUUCACCUUGGCAUCCGCGGGUGCAAACCAAUACGAGAAACCUAAGGAUCAAGGAAGCUUCUUCAACUGGUACUUUCUCACACUAUAUGCUGGGGCUAUUACCGGGGCAACAGCGAUUGUAUACACACAGGACAAUGCUAGCUGGAAACUUGGGUUUGGCCUCUGCGCUGCUGCAAAUUUGGUAAGUUUCAUUGUUUUCCUCUGCGGGAAGAGAGUCUACAAGCAUGAGAAACCCAUGGGAAGUCCUUUCAAAAGCCUGAUCAGUGUUGUAGUCGCUGCUACACUGAAAAGAAAGGCUGUCAUUUCAUCCAACGAAGAAGACUAUCACCGUGGCCUUGGAGAAAAAGACAAGACUUCUCCUGCACUGCCCUCCAAGAGCUAUAGGUUCUUGAAUCGUGCAGCCUUGAAAACCGAAGAAGAUUUAAAUCAUAAAGACGGCCCAGUUAACAACAUCUGGAGGCUAUGCACUGUUCAGGAAGUAGAAGAUUUCAAAGCCAUUCUCCGACUUGUUCCUCUGUGGGUAUCCAUAAUAUUUGUUGGUACUCCAAUAGCGAUGCAAACAAGCUUAAUAGUACUCCAAGCUCUAGUCAUGGACCGUGGGCUUGGUCCUCACUUCAAAGUCCCGGCUGGCUCCCUCCAAGUCGUAAUAAUGAUCUCUGCAUCCACCUUUAUCAUAAUGAACAACUGGCUUGUCUAUCCCAUGUACCAGAAGAUUACCAAGAAGCGGCUAACACCGCUUCAAAAAGUCGGGAUAGGCCAGGUGUUCACCAUCCUAAGCAUGGUAGUCUCUGCGGUUGUGGAAGCAAAGAGGCUGAAAUCAGUUGAAAACAACGGACAUCCCAUGUCAGUGCUAUGGCUGUUUCCUCCUCUAGUUAUAGUGGGGAUAGGCGAGGCCUUCCAUUUUCCGGGAAAUACUGAAUUGUUCUAUGGAGAAUUCCCAGAGUCUCUGAGGAACACUGCAACUUCAUUGACCUCACUGGUGAUUGGAAUCUCUUUCUAUCUGAGCACAGCUCUGAUAGAUCUGAUCCAAAGGACCACCAAGUGGUUACCAAAUGACAUUAACAGCGGAAGAGUUGACAAUGUUUACUGGGUUCUAGUCGUUGCCGGAGUCUUGAAUUUCGGAUAUUUUCUCGUCUGCUCUUGGUUCUACAAAUACAGAAAUCUCGGAGGUGACAAUGAACUAGAUCCUAAAGAUGUUUCAACCUAAGACAGACAACAUGUAGCAUGCUCUUGUUUAACUUAUGUGUCUGUUAUUUGCAAGUGUGUUUUUGUUUAAUCAAACUGAUGUCUUCAGUUUUAUCUAAUUUGUUGCAUGCUCCUUUUUCCCGUGUUUACUAUCCCUGAUGUUUUGUAUAUUUUUAGCUAAGAUGUAUAAAAAUAUUUCAAUUAGAA